GCGGUGGCAGUGGUCGGGAGCGGGCGAGUGUGCACGAGGCAGCCAGUAUACCUGGCCAUGUGAUAAAGACGUACCCUGCUGGGAUAUCCCCCGUGUCCUCGUACUGAGCGGGCCCCAGCAGGCACAUGUGAGGAAGGGUGUGUGACCUAUCAAAGGUGUAUUACCGUAGAGGAAGGUCAUAGCGUCCCCAACUUCAAUACGUAUAUUUCAGGGAUAAAUACUGAACAUUAUUUGUGUUGUGGUAAAGUUGGAGACUAACAACUCUGAGACUGCACUCUGUAAACAGUGUAUUUGUGACAAAAUUACCCUCAUCGUAAGGGCUGUAAGGCAAACUUGAGUGCCGGAAUAGUUAUUAUUAUGAAAAAACUUGUUUUAAAGUUUGAAGAUACAGUUUAGAUGUUUCAGUAAUACUGGACAUUGUAGCGACACAAACUUUCUUUAUAUAUUGUGUUAAGGUGUUGUGGAUGAGCCGCGGAAGGAAUGUACAAGUGUCCCACACGUCGCUUCACCUUCCUUUCAACACCCACAGCACAACCUCAUUCCUUCUCUAGUCGUCUGGGCGAGGGGAAGGAUGUCGCCUCUUGUCUUCUGAGGGAGGGAGGGAGGGGAAGGGGCUACACCAAGCAAAUUGAAUUAGCGAAGUAUUAACGCCUAAGGUAGCGAACAAACAAUGCCAGUGUUAUUACAGUGAAAAUAGGGAAUUUACAAGAUUAUUUGGGAAAUCGGAGCCGGUGUCAGAACCAAGCCAGGUGUGGCAGUUGUACGUGGCUUAGUGAGACGCUAGCAACAAAGAGUGACUGUAACACGGCGAAACUCCAUUAACUGAAAAACUAGAAGAAAAAGGAAGUAAUAGGAGGAGGAGGAGGAUGAAGAUGAAGAAGGUGUUGGUGAGGGGGAGGUGCUUGAGCGAGGUAGCGUGGGCGAGGUAGGGAUGCCUCGAGGGUUCCUGGAGCGCCACCUCCACCGUCGUGGGGGAGGCCUAGACCACACAUCCUCCACCAGCACCUCCACCACCAGCACCUCCACCACCCGCACUCCUCACCACCACGACUCACAGCACGGAACAUCCACCUCCGGCAGCUUCAGGAAAGGUUCCCGGACGUGGGCGGACGAAUGUUGUGGCGGGGAGGCGGACCUGCCAGACGACACGCCCACCGGCUCCACCCACCCACUCUACGCCGCCCACGCCGCCCGCUCCACCGCCCGCAAAUCAAGGGACCACCGCCCCUCCGCCACCCUCGAUAAUGACAUUCAGGAGCUGCUGGUCAGGAACUCUAAGUCAGCCAGCGGGGUGCUGGUGCUGCUGGUGGGCGUGGUGGUGGGGGCGUGGGUGCUGGGGGCGUGUGGUGCAUCAUGGGCGUGGCUCAUGGUCAGUAUGGGCGUGACCUGGGCGUUGGUGUCCGGCGCCCUACAGCGAGCAGCCGAGGACGCCACCAGAUACGAGUCACUGCGGCUACACCGGCGGCGAGCACUGCAGGCAGACGAGACGUGCGAGUGGCUCAACCUGCUAGUGAACCGGUGGUGGGUCUUCUCCUCUGCCUCCAUCUUUGCCAGGGUCAAGGCCGCCCUCGAUCCCAGACUCAAUGAUGCCAAGCCCGCCUUUCUAGAGGCCAUCUCUCUAAAGCAGUUGAGUCUUGGAGAUCGGACGCCCGUGCUGCGUAGUGUGAGGGCGUGGGACAUCUCCAGUACAGCUGGGGGUAUAGAGGGCAUGCCCCGCCGCCAACUGUGCCCAGCACGCCCACCUCCGGGCCUCGCACACGCCCCCACACACACCCUAGCCAUUAUGUGUGAUCUCGCUCUCGACUCAGAUUCCUUCUCUGCCGUCCUCGCCGCAAGGAUAGGUGGCAAGGGGGUGGGUGUGGACCUGGAUGUGGGCGUGGAGAAGCUGGCAGUGCUGGGGCGUGUGGUGGUGACAGCUACAUUGGACAUGGAGGCACCCUUCCCACACCUCACCCGCCUGGCCCUCUCCUUCACUGAGAAGCCCCAAGUGUGGUUCAGUGUCAGGAUCCUCAAGGCAGUUCAGAUGAUGGAGGUACCAGUGCUCAAGACAUGGCUCCACUCACUCGUUAUGGAUGCUCUCUCCACAGCCUGGGUUGACCCAGGUCAGUUGGAGAUCAACAUCCACUCAACAGAUGUCAUCGUGCCAGAGACCCGCCCUGGAGACACGCUGGCUCAGGGUGUCCUUACUGUCAUUCUGUGGACGAUUAAGGCAACCACAGGUGUAGGUAUAGAUGAGGACAAGUGGGUGGUGGUAAUGGUGGAUGGACAGCAGCAUGUGACGCCAGCCAUUACAACACCUCGCUGGCAGGAGGCAUGCAGCUUCCUGAGCAGAGACAGUGUUGCAGAAAAAGGGAGGGAAGGUUAUCGGGGGAAAUGUGCCGUCACUUCAUCUUCGGCUGCAGUAUACUCCACUCAGCCCUGUCAGCCUCGACUCUCCCCUCCCCGCACCCCUGAUGGACAACCAAGAAGGUGCUGGGUGCUCUACAUCAUGGUCCACGGUGCAGACAACAUCACCACCACUACAGACUAUCCACCGAGUCCUUACUGCCUCAUCUUCAGUAACCGCAGAAAGGUGAAGACGACACACUACGUGUGCGAGUGUGGCUCACCACGGUGGGAGUGUGGGGUGGAGGUGCUGGUGAGGGACAUAGCUGCUGUCACACUGGCACUAGCUGUCUGUUCUUUACCACGAGGCACUCAAGACACUGAGCUUCUAGGUCUAGCAUCUCUUUCCCUUGCUACCGUGGAGCUGCCUAUGGUGCACCGCCAACUUCCUCUUACUCGUAGCCUUCCCACUCCCGGGGGUGUUACAUCCUCAACGUCCUCGCCAGGGAUGGUAACAGUGUCAGUAGUGUUUAGGUCUGUGCCAUCUGUAGCUGGAUGCAACAUAUCCUCGGCUGACUUGGGCUCGGACAGAGGGCCCCCUUCUACUGUAAGCCUUCCGCCACUCUCUCAGCCCUCCCCAACUCCUACCUCAGGAUGUCAACGUAGAUCCUCCCUCCCUUUGGCUGAUGAUGAUGAUUUGGCCUUCAAGAAGCGUGUAAACACACCGUGGUAUAGUCAAGCAACUCGACUCCUGGGAACAACCCGGGAUGGAGAGAGUGGCACACAAGACAUUGGAGACAUAAUUGCUUCUGGUUUGGGACUCAUGGAGCUCACUAUCAUCCGGGCACGUGACCUUGUGGCCAAAGAUCUAAAUGGUUACAGUGAUCCAUACUGUGUAGUAAAGGUCAGCGGAGAGGUUAAAUACAGAACAAGGGUCAAGAAGAAGACACUUAACCCAGAGUGGGAGGAAAGUCUCAUGACCCACCUACCUAAACACCCAGAUGCUUUAGCCAUCACACUUUGGGACCACGAUGCAUUCGGGAGAGAUUUUCUGGGUUCUGUGUCAUUGCGGGAAGCAGAUGUUCGGCAAAUGUCCCUGGGUGAUGCUCCUGUGUGGUGUGCCCUUGAUGGUGCUAAAUCUGGUCAGCUUGAAAUUAGAGUCAAAGUUAUCUCUGAUGAUUAUGAGCACCAGAUUAAGCCAUUACAAGCCACAGUCAGAGUUGUUGGCAGGGAAUUAACAGUGGGAGAAGACACACUGAAGGUUGAAGAUGACUGUGUGAUUGGUCAGGUUGAGGAGGAUAUAAUAACCACGUCACUGGAGGAAGACUCCGGAGUCGUCUUACCAAACACUCCUCCCACACUCGAGGAUGAGGAUAUGCCAACUUCUUGCGUGCCAUCACACAAUUUGCCCUAUGCCAGCAAUGGUGUCAGUGAGGCCCCAACACUCCCUAAUGGAAGAAGAGCUAGCGAGUCUGCUGUUAUUAACAGCACGAGGGACACAGUGCCUGAUGAUCGCAAUGGCACCUUUAGUGGUUCUGCCACCCCAUCUUGUUCUAGUCCAGUUCAUUCUUCAACUAGGUCAAGGCGAACUGGUGCUAGGAUCAUUGCAAGUGCCCUAUCAAUGGCACGCUCCCGACCCAGGAAUGAGACUUCUAGUGAAGCCUCAUCCACUACAGCUAGUCCAACCAGAAGCCACCAAAGCCCAGUUUCCAAAACAGUUCCAAAGAUCAGUCUUACAGAGCAUAGUGAGGAUGAUUAUGGAGGCAGCAGCCCUGAGCCUCAUCGUAAAAAUAAGAAGUCUUCUGAUGGAGGCCUGCGUGCAGUGCGGGACAAGAUGCGCCGUGGUUUUGCGCAUCCUCUCCGUCGCUUCCGGUCCGAGGCCAACGUUCGAGAGGACGCCGAGGUGCAGCCCCAGAACCUUCACCCCCGCCUGGAGCUGGCUCUAAGUGUGGGCACACCAGUGCGUGUGGGUGUGGGCGGGGGAGAGGGAGAUGCCAGCGAGUUGCUGGAUACACCGCUCACCCAUGCUAAGUCUCAGCCCAACCUCCUCCUCAUGGGCCCCGAUGCUGCCAGACUUUCGUCGGCUGCGAAAGUAGUGAGCAGCAACAGCAGUGGUCAUGGACAGCAGCGUGCAGACAUAUUUGUGAACGUGCGUGGAGUUGCAGGGAGGGUGCAGGGCCUCCACAUACCUCGCUCUGGCCUCCAGCUCUUCCUCAGGGUCCGCAUCAGUGAUGAAAAGAACAGCAGCAGCAGCCUUGGCAGCAGCUUCAGCAGUAGUUUGAGCAGCAGUAGCAGCAGUGGCCGGAGUUCCAAAACUGUGGGCAGGUCUCGCCUGGUGCCUGCUUCUCCUUCUCCAACCUUUGACUGUGAGUGGCAAGUAGAUAGCGAGUUAUCACGGCGGGCGCUGCUUGUCCUCGAGGUUCGCACUGGUUCCAGGGAGCUCCUCAACUCUGCUAACAUUGCUCUUGGAGAUAUCUUUACUGAGCCUGGGACUGAGGGCAGUGUGGAGACAUGGGUUAACCUACAAGGAGGAGCCACACUUCACCUACGGGCCAGUCAUGGUGGCCAGCCUCCUCACUCAUCCCGACGCCGCUCUCUUUUCCGGUCAUGGUCCCUCCACAAGCUUGGCAAAAUCUGACAGCUGCUGCACCUGAUAUAACGAGCAGCCAUUGCAAUUGGAUCUCUUCACGAGGCUUGAAAGGCUGUUUUCACAGAAUAUGCUGCUGUUAAGGUAUGAAUAGCAAUCAGAGCUGUCUGAGAACCUAUUCAUACUCGUGGGGACCUGUCAUAGUCAUCUGAAACAAUUGAUCCCUUGCCUUAGAGGCUUUUGUCAUAAUCUAUGAGGCUGUCAGUUUGGUCUGAGGAGCUGUCUGUGCCAUCUCUUGUGUUUAAAACAGGAUCUGUGAAGUUUUUACACAAAUUUAAAAAAAUUCAAUAUGAACUGUGAUGCAGUUCACUGGCCCAGUGUGUUGGUAAAUCUAAAGUGCUACUUCAAUACUGUUAAGAUUCAAAGACCAUUUACAUGACAUGAAAUAUUUCUGUGCUUCUCAUUGUCACUUGUUUUAGUGAUUAGUGUUAUAAACCAUUUAUGAACCUGCAUUUGCUAUAUCUAGCAAGUAACUUGUGUAACAAGUAACCUUGAAGGUUAAAAAUUUGAAUCACAUGUAUUGCAUUCCUUGUAAUACUGGUUGUUAACUAAAAAGAUAAUUAUGAAAUGUAUACAAGUGCUCAUCUGACAAUUUACAAAGGUUGUGGUAUUUGGGAUAAAUAUUUAGUCUAACUGAUUCAGAAGUUUAGAAAAGAUCAUCAUCUUACAAACAACAGGGAUCAGAUUGGGUCAUAUGUGAAAUCCAAACAUCCCUCCUUUGUAAGUUUGCAAGUUUUUAUAAAGGUUUUACCCCCACAUAUAGAGACUUGCAACCUUUAAUUUUCUUAAGACAUGUAACACGAGCAGCCAUGAGAGAUAGGGAAGUGUGAUCUCAGAAGUCAUAAGUUAAUAUACGGGAUGGAUACACUGUAACUACGACCGAAACGUUUACAUUAGGGUUGUAUAGAAUUGAUCUCUCAGUGGUGAAGAAUACAUUACCUUUUUAUCCUUCACAACAAUCAAACCCAGACACAAAGUAGAUAUAAAAUAGUGUAUUUUAAACUUCUACAUGAACUUUGAAUUAAAUAAUGGAUAGAAAAUUAAUUAUUUGCUUACUGGAAUUACAAUAGGCAUAAAUAUAUUUACAGGCUAAAAAAUAUCAAACUUGGUGCUUCACUGAAUGUUACACAAGUGUUCAAAACUAGUUAGAUUCAUGUAACUAGAGCUAAAAUACAAGACCAAAGAUAUUCCUAGUCAGUACAACAAAAGUGCAGCUUAAAAUUGUCAACAUUUUCAAGGUUCUGGGGAUGUUUUAUUUGAAGUUUUAGUGUUAAGCAGGAUGGCUAAGAUAUGUGUUGCCAACAGAAAAUGUUACCCCAAAAAUUUACAUAAGAAAAUGGGAAAAAGUUUGGUAAAACACAUGCUUGCAUUCAAAAUGCGAGCUUCCACAAUGGUACUGUAUAAUAUUAGUACGUGUAAUGUGUAAGGAACCCUCUAACAAAUUACAGCCUUAUCCAACAAAUAUUUGAAUGCAAGCAAUGAUAAAACUAAGACUUCGCUAACAGGACAAUAUAGGACCACAGCUCUGCCUGUCACCGAAGAUCCUCACCAUUUUAUAUUUCAGGUAAACCCUUUAAACUUUUUGUCACUAAAAUGCAGCUCUAACAUGUAGCAUUAUAGGUAUUUCCACCAGUUAUUUAUGUAUUUAAAAUGAUGAUUUUAAAUUAUAUGUUUUGGUUCAAAAGUUGUGAUGUACUGCUGUUUACUGAAUAUCAACUCUGGUCAGAGUGGGGCAGUGUCAGUGCAGAUGCAGAGGACUGUUGACCUUACCUGGAGUCAACAACACCUGGAGAAUACCUGGAGAGGGUUUCGAGAGUUCUUCUACUCCCCAAGAUUGGCUUGGGGCCAGGCCAAUCUUACAAGUCAUGUGGUUCAUGUCUAUAUUCACAAACUGAAUAAUUUUGUGAGUGUAUGAAGAUAUUCUUGUGUUUGUAUACAAUAUAUGUAUAAUAAACAUUCCUACUGAA
Messenger RNA from Procambarus clarkii (red swamp crayfish), 6939 nucleotides. Lineage: Eukaryota; Metazoa; Arthropoda; Malacostraca; Decapoda; Cambaridae. The record is from RefSeq and is a predicted model, not a curated record.